ACCGCAGGCACCCGGCCGGCUCAGCCUGCGCCGGGCCGCCUCGCUCGCUCGGGGCUCGGCAGGCGGCCCGCGGGGUCCCGGAUCGCUGCGCCCGCAGCCGGAGACCAAGGCAGGCGCUGACUCGAGACCCGGAGGCCCGCCAGACCUUCGGUCAUUUUUAGGGGAGGAAAUGCAGACAUAGAGGUACUGACCCUAGAAACGGAUCGGGAGGUUCCUGCUUGCCUGUGCUCCUGAACCAUGGGAGAAAAUGAGGAUGAGAAGCAGGCCCAGGCCAGCCAGGUCUUCGAGAACUUUGUGCAAGCUACCACAUGCAAAGGCACGCUCCAGGCCUUCAACAUCCUCACCUGCCUCCUGGACCUAGAUCCGCUGGACCAUAGAAACUUCUACUCUCAGCUCAAGUCCAAGGUGAACACCUGGAAGGCCAAGGCUCUGUGGCACAAACUGGAUAAGCGUGGCUCCCACAAGGAAUACAAGCGAGGGAAAGCCUGCAUGAACACCAAGUGUCUCAUUGUCGGAGGAGGACCGUGUGGCUUGCGCACUGCCAUUGAACUUGCCUACCUGGGAGCCAAAGUGGUUGUAGUGGAGAAGAGGGACACCUUCUCCCGGAACAAUGUGCUGCACCUCUGGCCCUUUACCAUCCACGACCUGCGCGGCCUAGGAGCCAAGAAGUUCUAUGGGAAAUUCUGUGCUGGUUCCAUCGACCACAUCAGUAUCCGUCAACUGCAGCUCAUCCUGUUCAAGGUGGCCCUGAUGUUGGGAGUGGAAAUCCACGUGAAUGUGGAAUUCGUGAGGGUUCUAGAGCCUCCUGAAGACCAAGAAAAUCAAAAAGUCGGCUGGCGGGCAGAAUUCCUCCCUGCAGACCACGCCCUGUCUGACUUUGAGUUUGACGUCAUCGUUGGUGCUGACGGCCAUAGGAACACUCUGGAAGGGUUCAGGAGGAAGGAGUUCCGAGGGAAGCUGGCCAUUGCCAUCACUGCCAACUUCAUAAACAGGAACAGCACGGCCGAGGCCAAGGUGGAGGAGAUCAGUGGCGUGGCCUUCAUCUUCAACCAGAAGUUCUUUCAGGACCUUAAAGAAGAAACAGGGAUUGAUCUCGAGAACAUUGUUUACUACAAGGACUGUACCCACUACUUUGUCAUGACGGCCAAGAAACAGAGCCUGCUGGACAAAGGCGUCAUCAUUAAUGACUACAUUGACACAGAGAUGCUACUGUGUACAGAGAACGUGAACCAGGAUAAUCUGCUCUCCUAUGCCCGUGAGGCUGCGGAUUUUGCCACCAAUUACCAGCUGCCAUCCUUAGACUUUGCCAUAAAUCACAAUGGGCAGCCUGAUGUGGCCAUGUUCGACUUCACCUCCAUGUACGCCUCAGAGAAUGCAGCCCUGAUUCGAGAGCGCCAGGCACACCAGCUGCUCGUGGCCCUUGUGGGCGACAGCUUGCUCGAGCCAUUUUGGCCCAUGGGUACAGGCUGUGCCCGGGGCUUCCUGGCAGCCUUUGACACAGCGUGGAUGGUGAAGAGCUGGGACCAGGGCACCCCUCCCCUGGAGGUGCUGGCUGAAAGAGAAAGUCUUUACCGGCUGUUACCUCAGACAACCCCAGAGAACAUCAACAAAAAUUUUGAACAGUAUACAUUGGACCCAGGAACACGGUACCCAAACCUCAACUUGCACUGUGUCAGGCCUCACCAGGUGAAGCAUUUGUACAUCACUAAGGAGCUGGACAGCUUCUCUCAAGAGAGAUGGGGCUCAGUGAGGAGAUCCGUUAGCCUCUCCAGGCGGGAGUCAGACAUCCGGCCUAACAAGCUCUUAACCUGGUGCCAGCAGCAGACCGAGGGUUACCAGCACGUCCAUGUCACCGACCUGACCACAUCCUGGCGCAGUGGUCUGGCUCUGUGUGCCAUCAUCCACCGCUUCCGGCCAGAGCUGAUCAACUUUGACUCACUGAAUGAAGACGACGCUGUGGAGAACAAUCAGCUGGCAUUUGAUGUGGCCAAGCGUGAGUUUGGGAUCCUGCCUGUGACUACAGGCAAAGAGAUGGCAUCUACUCAGGAGCCCGACAAACUCAGCAUGGUCAUGUACCUCUCCAAGUUCUAUGAGCUCUUCCGGGGCACCCCGCUGAGACCCAUGGAUUCCUGGCGUAAAAACUAUGGAGAAUAUGCUGACUUCGGCUUGGGCAAAUCAUUCAUUCCUAAUAACUAUCUCAACCUCACAUUUCCCAGGAAGAGGACCCCACGGGUAGACACCCAGACUGAAGAGAACGACAUGAAUAAGAGGAGACGACAGGGCUUCAACAACCUGGAAGAGCUGCCGGCCUUCUCCAGCCGUAGCUUGGGCUCCAGUCAAGACUGCGCUAGAGAAGGCGGCAAUCAGAACAAAGUCAAGUCCAUGGCCAACCAGCUGCUAGCCAAGUUUGAGGAGAACACACGGAACUCUGCAGCCCUGAAACAGGACUGCCGCCGGCUCUCAGGCACAGGUAAGCCUGUCUUGUGCUCUACCUCUCGCCCUCCUGGUACCUCUUGCUGCCCCAAGCUGGAGGAGUCAACUCCCAAGCUUCCACCUCCUCUGAAAAGGCAGUUCUCCUCCGUGGUGGCGACAGGACAGGUACUCAGAGAACUCAAUCAAGUACCUGCUAGUGGCGAGUGCCCAAGCAGACCCUGGAGAGCCAGGGCCAAGUCAGACCUGCAACUGGGCGGGGCUGAAAAUCUCGCCACCCUGCCUCCCACCUGCCAAGGGGCACUGGCCCUGUCCGGGGUGCUGAGGCGACUGCAGCAAGUAGAAGAAAAGGUCCUUCAGAAGAGGGCCCAGAACUUGGCUAACAGGGAAUUUCACAAAAAGAACAUUAAAGAGAAGGCAGCUCACCUGGCCUCCAUGUUUGGACACGGGGAUUUACCACAGGAUAAACUCCUGUCUAAACGUCUGCCUCACACUCAUCCUCCAUCUCCUCCCUCUUGCCUUCCGUCUCCUGAUCCAGCUGCUCCUUCCUCUCCACCAGCUGCCGACUCUGUUUCUCCUGCCAGAAAGCUCACAGUAGGGAAAGUGUCCAGCGGAAUAGGGGCUGCAGCUGAAGUUCUGGUCAAUCUGUACUUGAAUGAUCACAGACCUAAGACACAGGCCACCUCUCCAGACCUGGAAUCCGUGAAAAAGACAUUUCCCCUGAGCCUGGGCGGCAGCGAUACCUGCUACUUUUGUAAGAAGCGUGUGUACGUGAUGGAGCGGCUGAGUGCAGAGGGUCACUUUUUCCACCGGGAGUGCUUCCGCUGCAGCGUCUGCACCACCACCCUGCGCCUGGCUGCCUAUGCCUUUGACUGCGAUGAAGGCAAAUUUUACUGCAAGCCCCAUUUCAUUCAUUGUAAAACCAACAGCAAACAGCGGAAGAGACGGGCAGAGCUGAAGCAGCAAAGAGAGGAGGAAGGCACUUGGCAGGAACGGGAAGCACCUCGGAGAGACACUCCCACGGAAAGCUCUUGUGCAGUGGCGGCCAUCAGCACGCCAGAAGGCAGCCCCCCAGGUAUCUCCACCUCCUUCUUUAGGAAGGCACUGAGCUGGCCUUUCAGGCUGACAAGAGGCCUGCUCGACCUGCCCCGGAGCCUGCUUAGGUGGAUGCAGGGACUCCUGAAUGCUGCUGGCCACCAUGUCAGGGACAAUGCUUACAACUACUGCUUCACGUUUGAGCUCCUGUGCCUGGGGCUGCUGCUUCUCUGGGCCUUCUCCGAGGUCCUAGGCGCCAUGUACAGGGAGUCUGAGGAAUCCCUGGGGAGCAUCCGCAGCUGGUUGCUCAGGUUCAUCCCAGUGAAGCUGCAGUGAGGCACACAGUGCAGUGCCCCACAGUGCCCUAACAUUUCCAAGUGCAGACUGCGACAUUUGUAGUUGGCACAGGCUCCAGCCAGCAUCUGUAACCGAUUAGCUCCAAGCCAAAGAGUCCCACGUUGGCCACCUCCACCUGGCUUUGACAGGGUCGAGCAUCUAAUCAUGGUGCUAGGGCCAGGGACAACAUGAAGGAUUUUUUUUUUUAACAGCUUUGUAUUGUUUUGUCUUUUCAUACCAAAGCGAGCCAUAUUUCUGGGUUUACAUUUCAAUUUUUAACUUUUCAUAAGCCAAAAAGAAAACAUUAUUUUUCUACAAGUAUCAAUACUUCUAACUGUUUUAACUUUUAUCACCAGUUUUACAAGGCCCUCGAACUUGGCAAUGAGUUGAGAUUUAUUGUUGCCAGCAAAGUUAAUGAGCUGAGACUUUAGAGCCACAAAACAGAGAGUGCCAUCACCAGACCCAUGCCUUUCGAUUUUGCAAAGAGAUGUCACCUGUUCCCAGUGGGUGCUGCGUGCGUGCGUUUGUUUCUUCAAGAACACAUAUAUGUACAGUCAGUGAGGUCAAAAGGAAGAAGUAGAGGGGUAGAAUAAACCAAAAUGAACCGAAGCACACAGCAGUGUGUCAGCGCUCUGUCCUCUGGGUUGGGGAGAGGUAUUUUACCCCUAUCUUUUGAAGUAAAAAAGCCUGAAGGCUUUCCCUCAUGCCCACCAAAUCACCAAAUCAUAGCCAAUAGCACAGCACCACGGGGUACUGCACUGCAGACAUAUAUCCCCGCCCCCGCCCCACUAAUGGGUACUACAGUGAAGCCCGUUGGCACUUAGAUCUGAAUAGCUCUGUCAGGCUAAGGUAAUACUGAGGACAAACUAUUUCAGAUGGUGCCUUUUCACCCCUACCUAGCCCCGAACCCAGGCUGCAGACAGAGCCAAAGCUGCUCAGGUCCAUCUUGGUCAGGCUGUCUCUCCCUCGUGUCCUUUGAACCUAAGGAUACUUGCUGGCCCUGAUCAGUGAGCCUUGCUGGUGGUCUCCUGGCUGCCCAGGCAUAUGGCUGCCUUGCAUAUUUCACCCACACAGUCAGAGAACCUUCUCCUAGUGCCCCAGAAAAAGAAAAGUGUCUGGUCUUUGGGUGGCUUCGAGCCCGUAAGUGUUUUCUACUCUGGAUGUCUGGAAAAGCCUGCAGCUGUCCCCACCCAACUCUGGGAUGCUCAGCUUAUGCAGCAUGAUGAGCAACUGGAGGACUGCUAAGGGCCUUCUAGGUACUCAGGGUAUCUACUGUCACUGGUACAGUACAGCUGUGGAGGGCUGCUAAGGGCCUUCUAGGUACCCAGGGUAUCUACCAUCACUGGUACAGUACAGCUGUGGAGGGCUGCUAAGGGCCUUCUAGGUACCCAGGGUAUCUACUGUCACUGGUACAGUACAGCUAUGGAGGGCUGUGGCCACCAGAGCACCCUCCAAGAUAAAGGUCUGCUUAAAGGCAGACCGGCUUGAAAGCUUUGACAUAAGUUUCUGUAAGGGGGAGGAGACUAGCGUUUCUAGAGACUCUGUCCUGAAGCCAUGGGAAAGACAGGGCAUAGCUGUGUUCAAGUCUGUGGGGACCAGCACCCCUGACCUUGUUGGAUCUGUUGCCAGUGUGAUGACGUACAUUGUAUUUGCCCCGCUUGUAGCUGGGGUUCUAAUGGUCAAGCAUGGUGGCAGAAGCCCUUGAGUCCUAUUAUGUUUCAUUAUGCCCCAUGAACUCUUGAGGUCAGAUUAUAGUGAUUUUCUCCAGCUCAGGGUGGGCUGAGAUGCUCUGUGGAAUGCUCUGGGAAGCCAGAGUGAACUCUCUAAAAAAUGUCAUUUAUAGCCACAAGGAGGCUGGUUUGAAUUACUCUGGUAGACAGGGUGUGUCUGUCACAACGCCCAGACAUCUAUAUGUUUUGAGACCUUGAACCUUCCUGGUGGGCAACAGCAGGGGCAGGUCCUGGGAGACAGAUACUCCAGAAAUGAAUUUGCCUCAAGGAUGAGGAUGAAACCCCGGAGUACCAUGGAGGGGAUGGGGGCUAGCGGGGCCAAAGGUCCUGGGAACAUUUGUGGGCAAGAGCGGGGUUUUGUGGAUGUGCAGACCCUGUGCAUCCACUCUUGGAAAUGAAUGGCUGGCCGCCACCAGGAAGGUCUGUGUCUCCUAAGCAAGCAGGCAUUUGUGGGGGACAGUGGUUGCUCUCUUAUCACCUCCAGGGCCCUUUUUUCCUCUUGUGAUGUUGUUCUGCUCCCUUGCUAAGACCUCCUUUCUGUCUUUCUCUUUCCAAC
Peromyscus californicus insignis is the source of this 6087-nucleotide messenger RNA. It is a transcript of the gene Mical2, whose product is annotated as microtubule associated monooxygenase, calponin and LIM domain containing 2. The transcript is spliced from 25 exons. Gene Ontology annotation, molecular function: protein binding; FAD binding. Bases 238 to 3801 code for a protein of 1187 amino acids. The record is from RefSeq and is a predicted model, not a curated record. Lineage: Eukaryota; Metazoa; Chordata; Mammalia; Rodentia; Cricetidae.